AGGUGUCAACAACAGCAAGGUUGGACCGCAGGGGCGGCGAAGUGGGGCCAGGGUAAUCAGCGAAUGCAAAAUGAAUUAAACGGAGAGCGAGACGAAAACAAACAGAAACAAGUGUCAUAAUCCUAUCCACAUCACUCGGAGAUAAUGUCGAGCGAUGAACUGUAUCGCGUAAAGUACUCUAGUUCGCGCUAUCAGCGCCAGCACACGCCCUUGAACGCUAGUUCCUUACACUGGCAGCGCCAGCAGUACCACGAGAUGGACGAACUUCUCCGCAGGCGGCUCCUGGCCUCUCCUGCCUAUGUGGACAGGCUGGAGCAGGAGGCACUUCUCGCCGGACACGAGGGCUGCGUCAAUUGCCUGGAAUGGACCACCGAUGGGCUUUGGCUGGCCUCUGGAUCCGAUGACUAUCGUGUGAUGAUCUGGGAUCCGUUUCGGAAGAAACGUGUCCAUGUUAUUAGGACCAAGCACAUGGGAAACAUGUUCUCGGUGAAAUUCCUGCCCAAGACCAACAACAGCAUUGUGGCUACUUGUGCAGCGGAUAAAUUUAUUUACGUCUACGACAUCAAUCACUCGAAUGAGACCUUAUUUGCAUGCAACUGUCACCUUAUGCGCGCAAAGCGUCUGGCCACCGCGCAGGAUUCGCCACAUAUUUUUUGGUCGGCCGGAGAGGAUGGAUGCAUCUUGCAGCUUGAUAUGCGUGAACCACACCGCUGCCGUCCGGAGGAAGGCAGUGGCGUCAAGCUCCUGAGCCUGUGCAAUCAGGUGGAAUCCACGGCGGAAGCCAAGUGCCUGGCUAUUAACCCCAGGAGAACAGAGUACCUAGCAGUGGGAACCAACGAUCCCUUUGCCCGGGUGUACGAUCGGCGCAAGUUGCCCGCUACUGAUGGAAAUGGUCUCUCCGCCUGCGUGGCCUUCUAUGCUCCCGGACAGAUCGUAAAAAACAUCAGCCGGAACAUUGUUCACGAGUCGCGAGCCAUCACUUAUCUUACGUUUAACGGCAAUGGCACGGAACUGCUUGUCAACAUGGGCUGCGAGCACAUCUACCGCUACGAUCUGAACCAUGCUGAGCCUCCGGUUUUCUACGAACUACCCGCCUUUACAUUACCAGUCUCUCAGGAGGAUGAGCCGGUAAAGGCGCCGCACAAGAGCCGCUCGCUGCCCUCCAGCAUUGAAAUGCAUAAAAAGGAAGGAAAUGAGUUUCUUGAGAACGGCAAACUUGUGGACGCGAUUGAUGCCUAUUCAGCGGCUUUAGCAAAAUACCCACAAGGAGAGGUUCUUUAUCUGAACAGAGCAACAGCUCUGAUGCGCCGCGGCUGGUUUGGUGAUAUAUAUGCCGCUCUAAGAGAUUGCCACGAGGCUCUUCGUCUGGAUCCUAGCUACGUGAAAGCCCACUUUCGACUAGCCAGGGCUUUGCUUGAGCUACAUCGUCCCCAGGAUGCUGAUAAAUGCUUGCAGGCUCUCAUACAGCGCUUUCCCGACUUCGCCAACAAUCACGGGGUGCUAAUGCUGAACAAGGACAUUAAGGAGAAUCGCCGGCAGUCCCAAAACACCGAGCCACCCGAACCAGAGCCAGUAGCAAUGGAGGAUGGAUUCCGAUACCUGCGGCUAACAGACGCUGAGUAUGAUCUUCGUUCCACCGCCCGGGACUACAUGCAACGCUAUGUGGGCCACUGCAACAUUACGACUGACAUUAAGGAAGCAAACUAUCUCGGUAGCCAAGGCGAAUUCAUAGCCGCCGGUUCAGAUGAUGGCAAUUUGUACAUUUGGGAGGGAGAUACGGGCAAGAUACGUGCCGUUUAUCGGGCAGACAGUGCCAUUGUCAAUUGUGUGCAGCCGCAUCCGAGCAUCUGUAUGCUGGCCACCAGUGGCAUUGACCAUGAUAUCAAGAUCUGGUCGCCAUGCGCUGCAAGUUCGGAGGAACGACCCAAUCUUGUGGCGGAUGUCUCGCGCUACGUGGAGGUUAAUCAGCAGAAGAUGCGAACCGAUCCAUUCGAACUUCACACGCGCAACGCGUACUGUUUCAAUAACUAAAAACCGUAGUUUAAUGUGAAUCUAGGUCUAAAUCCACUGCAGUGUGCAGCGUGCGAGAUCCAAUCGGCAAUAUAUCAAAUAUUAGUGUAAUGUAAAAUAAGCGAACAUAUUUUUGUUAAUUUGUAAACGAACUAUUGUAUACAGAGUACGAUGACAAUGGAGGUGAGUAUGUUAUGAGAGAGUAUAAAAAUAAAUUCGAAGAAAUCACAAAUCGUCCCGCUUUCGAAUCGAAAAUCAAUAAAAAGCUUAAGAGGA
This is a messenger RNA of Drosophila eugracilis, 2286 nucleotides long. RefSeq names its product WD and tetratricopeptide repeats protein 1 (gene adp). Bases 145 to 2031 code for a protein of 628 amino acids. Gene Ontology annotation, biological process: negative regulation of fatty acid biosynthetic process. NCBI's taxonomy places the organism in Eukaryota, Metazoa, Arthropoda, Insecta, Diptera, Drosophilidae. The transcript has 2 exons. Gene Ontology annotation, cellular component: Cul4-RING E3 ubiquitin ligase complex; cytoplasm. Gene Ontology annotation, molecular function: protein binding. The record is from RefSeq and is a predicted model, not a curated record.